CUGAGACAACUGAAGCAAAACCCAGAAUGCAGCUGCUUGUUAUAUUGGCAUAUUUGUUCCAACUAUGCUAUUCAGAAGAAUUCAGGAGAUGGAAACCUAAACAUAUAGAAGAAAUGCUAAAGAAGGCAAAUGUGGAUCCAGAAUGUUUUAUGAAUGUUAGUGAAAUUAUCAGGUACCAUGGAUACCCCAGUGAGGAAUAUGAAGUUACAACAGAAGAUGGGUAUAUUCUUAGUGUUAACAGAAUUCCUGGUGGGAAGAACGGUGGGAACACAGGGCAAAAGCCUGUAGUGUUUUUGCAACAUCCACUCGUCGGAGAUGCUACCCACUGGAUUUCAAACCUGUACAACAAUAGCCUGGGCUUCUUGUUAGCAGAUGCUGGCUUUGAUGUUUGGAUAGGAAACAGCAGAGGGAACACUUGGUCUACAAAACACAAAACACUUAAACCUGACCAACAAAAGUUCUGGGAAUUCAGUUUUGAUGAGAUUGGUAAAUAUGACAUUCCAGCAGUUCUCUACUUUGCCAUGAAUAAAACGGGACAAAAGCAGCUGUACUAUAUUGCCCAUUCAGAGGGCACAACUGUAGGUUUUGUCGCAUUUUCACUUCUGCCAGAGUUGGCUCAAAGAAUAAAAAUGUUCUUUGCCUUGGGGCCAAUAGCCACAAUUACAUUUGCCAGAAGCCCUGUGAUAAAGCUUUUGAGACUUCCUGAAACAAUGCUCAAGACUAUACUUGGAACAAAAGGAGUCUUUCAUCAGAAUGAACAACUGAAAAAGCCUUUAGCUCUAUUAUGUACCAAAAUGAAAAAGUUGUGUGCAUGCACCCUCUCUUCUUUUACUGGACACAAUAAACAAAACUUAAAUGCGAGUCGAUUACCCAUGUAUGUUGCACAUUCACCUGCUGGAACAUCUAUGCAGAAUAUUUUACAUUGGCGGCAGGUAUUGUAUUCAAAGCAAUUGCAAUCUUAUGACUAUGGCUCCAAGGAAAAGAACAUGGAGAAAUACAAUCAGACUACCCCUCCUAUAUACAAGAUAGAAGAAAUGAAAAUGCCCAUUGCUGUUUGGAGUGCUGAACGUGACUUAUUUGCAGACCCAAGGGACUUGGAUGCAUUACUUGAUCGAAUUACUAAUCUCAUUUACCAUAUGCGUUUUCCUGAUUGGGAACAUCUAGAUUUCAUCUGGGGUCUCGAUGCACCUAAGCGCAUGUAUGCAAAAAUCAUUGAGAUGAUGGAGCAGCUCUAAACCACACUGUAGCUCCAGAGGUUGAAUGAUUUGAUCCUUCUGUUGUGCCUGGCAAUAGGGGUGUUUUUCUUAUUCAAUUUUCUUUUUUGAAACUUAUUUAUAAUGGGAUUAGUGAAGGGUCUGAUGGUGACUGGCCUGUAUUUUGCUACAUUUGUCACUCUGUUCUAUUUUCCAACCUGCUGGUGAAUUUCAGGAAACUGAGCUGCCUUUCUUAGAUGAAUCCUUAAUGAAGCUACAACAGUCACAUACAUACCUCAUGUAAUACUACAGGAGAUCACUUUCUUUGAAAUGCUUUAUUCUCUAUGAGACAGUCUGCCAGUGGGUGAUUUAUGACAUUCAUCUGGUUCCAGACAAUAGCAUAUUAUUUUACUGGGCAGCUUUUGAAGAGAUUGUCAACUUUCUUAGGCCAAAAAAAUUAACUUUGGCAUAUGAGAAUUAUUUCCUUUACAACCUCUGGCAGCUCAACUUCUCUUUCAAAUUUCCUAUUUGCAAAAUGGGAAUAGUAAUACUUACCUUUUAGUUCUGAGGAUUAAUUUGUUAAUGUUUGUAAAGUACUUUAAAAGAUCACAAGUGCUAGGUUUUAACUCGUAUUGAAAGAUUCCUUUCAGUUUUCCAGGCAUUCAUAAACUUUUCAUCCAUUCCACACUGUAGCAAAAGACAUGCUAAAAGUUCAGAUUCUUGAUUUCCACAAGCAGAUCUGAUGUGAUAAUUACUAAGCAAGAGGCACUAACUGAAAUAUAUGUUGAUGUUUAGGCUUAACUAACUACCCAGAGUGAAUUUCUUUUGUUAGUAAUGCAGCUUCAAGCAAGCUGUGAGCAGGCUGAGCUGCUCAGUGCUUUCAUGUGAGUGAAGUUCUUGGUUCUGUUUUCAGUUAAAGAUUUCAUAUGCUUUUGCUUUGCUGCCCUUGGUGGUUCAUUCAGUGGUUUAGGAUGCUGAAAAAUUAAACCUGUUCUUGCUGAGUACUUAUGUCUUAAAAACCUUGCUGGGAGACUGUGGGGCUUUUUAUAUUAUUAACAGCAAGAAACUCAGAGGUUAUGGUAUGGACCACUUGGAAAAUACAUGCUCAAGGAAGGCAGUAAACUGUGUACUUCCUAUGCUUUGAGUUCUGAUGUGUGAUUUUAA
This is a messenger RNA of Pelodiscus sinensis (Chinese soft-shelled turtle), 2357 nucleotides long. The record is from RefSeq and is a predicted model, not a curated record. NCBI's taxonomy places the organism in Eukaryota, Metazoa, Chordata, Testudines, Trionychidae.